Homarus americanus (American lobster) is the source of this 5580-nucleotide messenger RNA. RefSeq names its product semaphorin-1A-like. The transcript is spliced from 18 exons. The record is from RefSeq and is a predicted model, not a curated record. Gene Ontology annotation, biological process: negative chemotaxis; neural crest cell migration; semaphorin-plexin signaling pathway. The coding region runs from base 1 to 2304 and encodes 767 amino acids. Gene Ontology annotation, molecular function: chemorepellent activity; semaphorin receptor binding. Lineage: Eukaryota; Metazoa; Arthropoda; Malacostraca; Decapoda; Nephropidae.
AUGACUGUCCAAGUUAUUUUACAAAUAUUUUCUUUAUUUACAGAUGAGUUGGAGUCACAGAUCUUCCUGGGCAACAAAAGUGAGACGGACUACUUCCGACUGUUGCAGCGUGAUGGUGACUCACUUCUCAUCGGCGCCAGAAAUAUCGUCUACAACAUCAGUGUAUACAACCUGGAGGAGAACUUUAGCCAGAGAAUAGUGUGGUACUCCAAAGAACACGAUAGUUCCGUCUGCUUCGACAAGGGCAAGUCGGUGGACGAUUGUCAGAACUACAUUCGGGUUCUUGCCAAGGAGGGCGAGGGUCAGUUCCUCGUGUGUGGCACCAACGCUUAUAAGCCGCUAUGUCGCCGAUAUGCUCAACAGUCUGAUGGCAGCUUCAACUUUACUGAGAGUACCGGUGCCGGCCGCUGCCCCUACGACCCCCGUCACAACUCUACCUUCGUCUAUGUUGACGGAGAACUGUACUCUGGAACAGUAGCAGACUUCCAGGGCACGAAUCCUCUCAUCUUCAGAUCUCCCUUGAAGACCGAUCAUAAUGACUACAAACAAUUAAAUGCACCUGAUUUUGUGCACUCAUUUGACUAUGGAGACUUUGUCUUCUUCUUCUUCCGGGAGACUGCAGUCGAAUACAUGAACUGUGGAAAACGUGUAUACUCUAGAGUAGCUCGUGUGUGUAAAGGAGACAGAGGUGGUGGACAGCAGCGGUUUAAGUUGUCAUGGACUUCUUUUCUUAAGAGCAGACUCAACUGCUCCGUCCCAGGGGACUACCCCUUCUACUUUGAUGAAAUCCAGUCGACGACAGAUGUCAUCUCCGGCGUGUAUGGUGGCGAAAGUCAUGAAAUCUUAUAUGCAGUAUUUACAACGCCUCCCAACUCAAUCCCAGGGUCAGCUGUGUGUGCAUUUUCUGUGCGCUCUAUUUUAGACACUUUUGAAGGAUCCUUUAAGGAGCAAGAGACCUUAAACUCCAACUGGUUAUCAGUCCAUCAGUCUAAGGUGCCAGAGCCCCGUCCUGGUAGUUGUGUUGAAGACAGUCAGACAUUGCCCGAGUUCAACAUUAACUUUGCCAAGACUCAUCCACUGAUGGAUGAAGCUGUUCCAGCCUUCUUUGGCCAACCUCUCCUCAUGAAAGCUUCAUUUGAUUACCGUUUCUCAAAGAUGGUGGUUGACCCACAAGUUACUUUCCUGGAUGGCAAGACUGUUGAUGUGCUCUUCAUAGCCACAGAUAAUGGAAUAAUCUUCAAAGCCAUCAACACACUUGCAUCAGAGGGUAUCAACAACAUUGAGCCUGUGGUGAUUGAGGAGAUCAGAGCAUUUGAGGACUCUGUUCCUAUUAUGAAUUUACAAAUUGCACAGCAAGCUGGGGGAGAAAGCAAGCUUAUUAUUAUCACAGAUGACGAAGUGAAGUCAAUUCCUCUACACCGCUGUCACCGAGCCACCACUUGCAGUGCUUGUGUUGGACUACAAGACCCUUACUGUGCCUGGUAUGAGGGGCAAAGCACUUGUGGCCCAUUAAGUGCUAAACUUACGGGACCUGCCUUACAAAAUAUCACCGGUAGCCACUUCCCCUGCCCCUACAGCGCUGAGAAUGAAGUAUACAAUCCAUCCACCCAGAUACAAACAACGGAGGCUCCAAGCCUUCCAGAGGUGGAGACGUGUGCCCCAUGUGUCUGUCCUGAGCCUCCUCCCUCCUCGCGUCCACCCCCUGUUACUGAAGUUAUCCCCACAGAGGGGUCUGUGGAUCAUUCAACCAUUUACGAUCCACCCUUGGAGGAGGAUAACCCAACCUUCGAUAAUAAAAUCCCUCCGCUGUCACCAGGAAAGGACAACAUUAUUCCCAACAACAAUGUUCCACAUGGUGUGUCCGAUGAUGGAGAAAUAUCCAAUGAUAUCCUCCCCGGCAAGGAAGUUGGCAUCGCUUAUGCUGAAGGAGGCAUUACUGGUCCAGUAGUUGGAGCUUCACUUGAGGGUCCACCAAUCUACUCUGCUGAAACUCUUGCCAUUGCUGUCACCACUGCCUGUGUUGCUGCCCUCGUCAUUGGCUUUAUCUCGGGCUUCCUCUUCUCCCGCAAGUGCCGAGGAGAUGAAUAUGCUCACACAUACUCAGAGACGCCUUACUUGGACUCAAAACUCAAUAAAAGAGACAAUUUAGUACCUUCAGCGGACCCAAACAUGUAUACGGCCAACAACAAACAAAUCAACAAUCUAGUGACUAACUACAAUCCCAAGAAUAUCAACGGCAAGUCCAACACCAACACCACAACGGACAGCAAGCUGCUCAAGCCUGCCAAAUGUGCCUAUAUUUGAAUGGGAGGGAUAGUCAUGCCUUGUUGUUGGCCCUAGUGUUUUUAUUUUAAUUUUUACUACGGACAGGCCUUAGCAUCGGCAUUUGCUUAGGCUUGUUGCAUAUGGUCUGAAAUUGUCAUGAUGAGAAAAUUUGUGUAGUAAGACACAAAUACCUCACUUCCCCUCUACACAAUCUGAAAGGAUGUUGUGUAUCAUUGAGGAAGUUCUGAGGUUAAUUUCUUUUCAAUAUUUUGACAAUGGAUGAUCCUUGCCAUCUGUACAGCUCAGCUUGUCGUGAAUAAAGAAAAAAGAAAGAAUAUUUAAAAAGUGUGAGGGAUCACUUCUGUUCUGCAUGAUACUAGUUCUUGUUGACAGGUUUUUGAUAUGUUGGACAACAGGUGAACUUGAUGGACAAGAAUGAGAGAGAAAAGUCAAUAAAAGGCUCAGAUAUUCAAUGUGAACUGAGAAAAUAGAUCUUUCAGAUGUAAGACCUUGGUAGCAGCAAUUGUUUGGACCCAAGGUAUUAAGUGUUGAUAAUAGAAGAGAUUAUUGAAAGUGUUGAAGUGUAACAUUCCAGUCAGGUGUUUGUGUGCUAGUGGUGGCCCCAGCUGGAACAACAGUUAAAUGCUUACCAAGGAAAUGAUAUUUAAGCUGUAUGUUAAAAGCAAAAGUGUGCACAAGUGCCAGAAAAAAUACUUUAUUGAUUUCAAGUGACAUGCACAGAAAAGGCUUGAUGAUAAAAAUUAUUUGGUGGACUGAAGGGCAUAUCAUUUUAUUUUGUAUGAUUAUUUUUUUAAGUUGCUGAGACAGGCUUUGGUGUGAGGCAAUAAUUAUUAAGCACCAAGGGAAGAAAUCUUCAUGCAAAGGAGCAAAAUUGUUAAAUUGAGGGAGUUUUUACAUAUUGGGAAGUAAUCUUAUGAAGUGCAGUGUGAAAACUGCACAUUCUCCAUAAAGUCAAAUGCUGUAUUAAAUUUUGCAUAUCAGUAAUUAGUGCAUUACAAACCUCAUUGAUUAAUGAAAACGUGUGUGUAUUGUAGGAAUUGUUGGUACAGUAGUAUGUGCUGAGCUGGUUACUCGCCAUCCUGGAUGUUAAAAUGUAUGUGUGUAAUAUCUCCUAUCUUCCUUGUUUGGCUGUUUGUCACUUCAGCUGCGGUAAGAAUGUAAAAGAAGAAUAUAGCUAAUAUUAUAUCAAGUAUAUUAAUCUCAUUUAUUUCAUCAGUUAAGCAGAUUGAGUACUUUCAAGAAGAAUCAAAUUUUUCCCACUGUUAUAUCAAGAGUUCUUUGAUACAAAGCUAAACACUAAUGCAGAAAACAUUUCAUACUGAAGUUAAAAUAGAAUAGCAAACAUGAAAAUGUGUGGGAAGGUAAAGCAUCAGGUCGUAAAUUAUACCCAAUGUUAGAUAAUGACAUAGCGCAUGACUGUGCAUCACUGUUGCUGCUGGAUUGUACGAAUCUGUGAAGGCAACCUAGUGAGACUCAUUUGUUUGGCUGAUUUAGAAAGAUGUAGAAAGGUGCUAACCAUAACCUGCAUUUUGGCAGAUUGUUUUAUACUGCAUGCAUCCCACCUUAUAAUUAUUCAGUAUUACUUGUACUUCAAUUGACAAUGGGUAUCUGUUAAUGGUCACACAUUGACUGAAAAGUUAGUUAAGUGCAGAGAGGAUAUUAUAUAUGGAAAUCAUCCUGCCAUGUAAAAGAAGUGUUAGGAAACAGCUUAGGUGCCUACAUGAGUAGCAAAAAAGAGGAUACAUUAGGUGUUGCAUCUACAUAGACGCCUUAACGUUAUUUUAUGUUAAGCGUUAUUACCUGUUUUGACUAUGUUUUCUGUAUAUGUUGUCCCAGAAUGUUUGUACAUUUGCUACUGCUGUACAUAUUGAGUGAGAGUUGUGUAUGUAAGGAUAUAACAUGAGUACGUUAUGGAUGUGUAUGAUAAAUGCUUGUGCCUACUGACAAGAUGAUGAGCUUCCCAGUGACUCUGGCAGUUUCAGAGCAAGGAUUAAAUAGGAGAUGUUGAUGCUAAAAAUGAUAAGACGGCACAUACAGAGGUCUUAGAUUAAUCAUAUAGAAUUGGGUUUCUUCAUUAUGUUUUUACUCCUUUCAAAAUUAAAUCUAAAAUACAUACAGUACCUGUAGAUAAAGGUAUUUAUGUUUGUGCAUGUGUGCUUGCUUAUAUGCAUACAUAAUAUGCAUGUAUGUGUGUGUGUGUGUGUGUGAGUGCAAGUUGUAAACUUGGUAAAUAUAAAAUAAAUUCUUUGUUUACCUUGAAUUCAGUAUGAAAAAAUAUUACUGUAUUUUUUUUUUUACAAAGAAAAUGUCAUAUUUUUCAACCUGUUUCAUUCUUGCUCUUUAUUAAGAAGCUUUUCAUUUAUUUUUGCUCCUGAUGAUAUUUACAGCGUCUUACUGAUUAUUGCUUAAUGUUUUUCAUCGAUUUUGUUGAUGUGGGGGCACACAGCAGUCCAUUUGUAGAUUACAUUAAAAGAUUUUAUAAAAUUUUAAAUUAUGUUAAUGUAAUGAUUAGUUCAAACUGUAUAACAUUUUCCUUUUUAUUAAUUUCUGAUGCAGGUUACUUUUGAGUUUCCAAGUGUGUAUUGGCAGCAUUAUUCUGUGUGCCCCAUACAUCUUGAGGCUGUAAACUGUUGACAUAUUACAACCAUAUAAAAUUUUUAAGAAAGACUUGUCUCAUGUAAUAAUAAUAUAGAUAGGAGUCAUUAUGGACCAGGAGUUUCAUCUUUAGCCUGACAAAGUAGUGCCUUCAUGAUAAUAAAGAUGAAAUAUUAGGAGAACCAAGGCUGUAAUGUUAGGAUUUAAACUGUUGUUUGUUUUAAUUAAAGAUGUUAUUUUUUUUACUAAAUGAAGAAUAGUGUGUGCAAUAUUGGAUAAACAUUAUUUGAUUUAAAAACAAUCCUAACUAAAUUACAUUAUAAAUUUUUCACUUCACUAUCAGUUACCUAAAAAUUUCCUGACUGUGAGAACGUGAUGUAUCCUUAGGUAUAUUUUUUAUUCUUGUAGCUUAGCUCUAGGUUUGUCAUCCGUUUCUUUAUUGUGUCCUGCCCGUCCCAUGUGUAUAUGUUCGGGUCUUAUUAUACUGUAUGCAUUUAGACCAGGUCCACCUAAUCAGUGCUCAUUGUCAAAUUUUCAGUCUUAGGCUAGAUUUGUAUAUAUAUAUAUAUAUAUAAUUUUAGUUGAUUUUGUAUAGUAAUCUGGACCCCUAAAUACAGUAAUGUAGUACUUUUUACUCAAAUGUACAUAAAUAUUGUCAAAUAAAUCUAUGCAAAAUUUGUAAUAAAUAAACAAGAUGGA